AUGCAGGUAAAUGAUGACACUACAACUAGUGACAUCAACGAGUAUGCAGCAAUCGGGAUCUACACCUUCAGCUGGUGGCUUUACGAGAAUGUGCUUUCCUUUCUCAUUGGCGUCGUUUGGUACUACUGGAAACAGCUGAUUUGCGGUCGACAAACACUUUCGGAAAGCUAUGGGUCAUGGGCAGUUGUUACCGGAGCUACCGAUGGUAUUGGCAAGAGUUACGCAGUGCAUUUGGCUCGGCGCGGUAUGAAUCUGGUGUUGAUUUCUCGCAACGAAGCUAAGCUGAUUAAAGUGGCGCGAGAAAUUCAAAACAAUUCCGGAGUGCAGGUCAAAUGGAUCGUAGCGGAUUUCUCCACUGGUCCGAGUAUUUACCCUCACAUCUGGAAGGAGCUCAAGUUUGUUGACGUUGGAAUUCUUGUCAAUAAUGUCGGUUAUACGCCAGACCGACUGGAGGUCUUCGAUGCACAUUCUGAUCAGGAUUAUUUGCGAAUGAUAAACAUCAACAUACUAUCGGUGUUGUUGAUGACUUACAUGGUGCUGCCCCACAUGAAGCAAGUUCGCCGCGGAAUUAUCAUCAACGUGUCGUCUAAUACGGCAUAUUUUCCUGCUUGUUAUUUGGCAACUUACUCGGCAACGAAAGUAUUCGGACAUAACUUAACACUUGCGCUACAGCAAGAGCUACGUGGAACUGGUGUGGAAUGUCAGUUGGUUGUUCCGCAAUUCGUUAGAACGAACAUGACAGAUUUUCUGGAUCUGUCACUGUUCGGCGGUAAAAUAGUUCCGGAUGGAAACAGCUAUGGUCGCUGGGCCACGUGGACCAUUGGAAAAACUAAUCAUACAUCAGGUCAUUGGUACCAUUCGCUACAGAAUUAUUCCGUAUUCGUUAUUCCUAACCAUACAGACGGCGAUAUUCAGAAAAUUGAAGAAAGUCCAAGAUACGAAUAA
This is a messenger RNA of Sabethes cyaneus, 945 nucleotides long. RefSeq names its product very-long-chain 3-oxoacyl-CoA reductase-like. The coding region runs from base 1 to 945 and encodes 314 amino acids. The record is from RefSeq and is a predicted model, not a curated record. NCBI's taxonomy places the organism in Eukaryota, Metazoa, Arthropoda, Insecta, Diptera, Culicidae. Gene Ontology annotation, cellular component: endoplasmic reticulum. The transcript is spliced from 5 exons. Gene Ontology annotation, molecular function: oxidoreductase activity.